Messenger RNA from Glycine soja, 1101 nucleotides. RefSeq names its product TATA-binding protein-associated factor 2N-like. NCBI's taxonomy places the organism in Eukaryota, Viridiplantae, Streptophyta, Magnoliopsida, Fabales, Fabaceae. The record is from RefSeq and is a predicted model, not a curated record. Bases 208 to 699 code for a protein of 163 amino acids. Gene Ontology annotation, molecular function: mRNA binding. Gene Ontology annotation, cellular component: cytoplasm. The transcript is spliced from 4 exons.
CCCAGCCUGCGCACUGGCUAGCUAGUUACUUCGAUCUGCCCGAUUUUCGAGGCCUUAAUGGACAGUAUAUAAACCACCUCAGCCUCUUCACUCAUCUCCACCACAAACCACAAUUAAACAACACACUCUCCUUAUUCAACUUGUGGAGCUACUUCCACCCACUAUCUACCUUCAUUUUAUUUUCAGUCUCCAAACUCCAAAGGGAAAAUGAACAGACCAGGAGAUUGGAACUGCAGGACAUGCAACCACCUGAACUUCCAGAGAAGAGAAUCAUGUCAGCGAUGCGGGGAGCCGAGGAGUGGCGGCGGCGACUACGGUGGCGGCUUCGGUGGGGGCAGAGGCUCUUCCUCCUUUGGCGGAUUCACCACUGGCCCGGAUGUUCGCCCCGGUGACUGGUACUGCACCGUCGGAAACUGUGGAGCCCACAACUUUGCCAGCCGCUCCAGCUGCUUCAAGUGCGGUGCCCCCAAGGAGGACUCCUCCGCCGGCCCAUUCGACGUCGACAUGCCCCGAAUGAGACCCUUCGGCUUUGGCGGCAGCGGCGGCGGCGGCUCCUCUGCUCGCCCUGGCUGGAAAUCCGGUGACUGGAUAUGCACCAGGUCAGGAUGCAACGAGCAUAACUUCGCCAAUAGAAUGGAGUGCUACCGAUGCAAUGCACCGAGGGACUCUAGUAGUGCCAGGUCUCCCUAUUCAUCGUAGAGUUCCUGAUCAUUUGAUGUGGUAAUUGUUUGCUGUCCAAGGAGAGAAUCGAGAGGCUAUCCCUAUUUCCUAGUGAUAGUUUACUUUUUUUUUUUUUUUUUGUUCACUUGCUUCCAUAUGUUACUUUCUUCAUCAUCUCAUGCGGAUAUUUAUUUUUGCUUUUUUGAUUUUCUUCCAGCUAGGAAGCUUUAGGUGAAUUAUGAUUUUGAGGUUUUGUUGGCGCUGAGUGAUUCUGGUAUAUGAUGACUCAGCAGCUAGCCCAUGUACUUUUAUAAGUAUCAACAAUUUAAUAUGAGUACGUGUUAAUGUGUUUCGAGAGGGGGCUAGCUUCUAAGCCUCAUCAUCACUAUGAUUUGGUGCAAAGAUGUUCUUUAUCUAAUUCUCCGAUAUGUGUUCAGAAAA